Alligator sinensis (Chinese alligator) is the source of this 4820-nucleotide messenger RNA. Its product is annotated as sericin 1-like. Gene Ontology annotation, molecular function: single-stranded RNA binding; zinc ion binding; double-stranded RNA binding. Gene Ontology annotation, cellular component: precatalytic spliceosome. The transcript is spliced from 15 exons. Bases 430 to 2235 code for a protein of 601 amino acids. Lineage: Eukaryota; Metazoa; Chordata; Crocodylia; Alligatoridae. The record is from RefSeq and is a predicted model, not a curated record.
UGCAUUAGUGAGCUGCCUCAAGUAUUAUUAUUGUGUGUGUGUGUAUGGCACAGUGUGUAUCAUCAUAUUCCCGCCCACUCUGAGCUCUUUACUAUCAAUGAAGCUGAAACGCCGCCAGGCACGAACUCUGCGGCUCCCGCGCGGGACGGCGGAGGAAGGGAGUGACGCAGCCCCCACAGCAACCCCUCGUGUGGUCUCGCGCCCGCUAGCGCCGAGCCCAUAAGUCAGAGCGGUAGUCCCGCCCCCUCCCUGCGAGUGCGCGCGCAGCUUACCCCCCAAGCGGAGAGUUCUUCCUUCCGCCCACCGGCAUUGGGGCUUGGCGGGGAUCUGAGAGCGGAAGUGACGCGCGGGGUCGAGUGCCCGGAAGUAGAGGCGUCCGCGGGCGAGAGGCGGCGGUUGGAGUAGCGUGCUGUGAACCACUUUCACAAGAUGAGCGCCACUAAGGAAGGGGACGUGAAACCUGAGGACCUGAAACCCAAGGAUGCUGAACCCGAGCCUGAGAAAAAGAUCUUCUAUUGUGAAAUUUGUAAAGUUCCAUGCAUGAGUUCUAUAAGCCUGCAGUCGCAUUAUCGUGGAGUAAAGCAUAAGAAGAGAGAGAGAGCCAUGAAUCCCUAUCGUGCUCCAGCUCCGGUGGUGCAUGAAACAGCAAGACCAGUAAAGCGAAAACUUACAAAGGACAUAACCUGUCUAAAAGAUUUUAUGCAGGAUCCCAAAAGAGAAGAGCCUCUAGUUGGUUUAGAGCAUGUGGUUGAAAUCAGAUUUGCAGGGAGAAGAGAGCCACAUUAUGAAUGUAAAUUGUGUGAUUUUAAUACACAGAUGGCACCCAUGAUAGAACAUCUUAGUGGCUAUAAACAUAGAAGAGCAUAUGUUGCUAAAGAAUAUCCCGAUAAAAUAAAGAAAAACAUGCCAGCUAUGAAAGAAGACAAAGUUUCUUUUUUCAGACGAAUAGCAAGAGAGAUAGAGAAGACUGAAGGCUUAAAAAUGUUUAAGACUGAAGGUUAUACAAGACCCAGUACCUCUUCAUCAUCAAAGAAGAAAGCAAGGUGGGAAAACAGUUACAAGCCUGAGAAUGAUCCGGUUUGGAAAGAGAGAGCCCUACAAUUCUUGGAAACUUUUCGGAUCACCUCCGACUCGGAAGCAACUCAAGUAGUUAGUAUUACACAGAAUCUGACAGAAGCUUUAAAAGCUUUUUGUGAAAAGAAAGCAGCUGUCAAUUAUGUUAGCAGCCUGAGGCCCUUGAUGUCAAUAUCCUAUGAUCAGCUUGUAGCAGGAAAAGGCAGCCAAAAACAGAAGCCAUAUGGAAAUUACCAAGGCAACUCAGGAAAUGCCAACUGGAACCAAGGCUUUUCACCUCAAAGAUCUGAACAGGCAAAGUUUACAUCACAAUAUUCUGCAAACACUUCACUGACACCUUCCAGUUCAUACAAUUACAAAACAAGUGGUGGAUCAUCUGCUUAUGGACACAGAGCUAAUGAUUCUGCAAGCAUGUCUGCACUCAGUAACUCUCUUGCCCUUAAAACUGGAGGCUUUGCUACUGGAAUCAGUGAAUGGAUGAAGAAGGUAGAUCAAUCUGUUUUCCCAUCCACUUCAGCUGGAGGCACUCCUUCCAACAACUCCAUGUAUUCAAUGAGUGCGUAUUCAAGAGAACGCUACUGUAAUGAUGCCGAAGGAAAUGAAUCGCAACUACCUGACAGAAUGACCUUUGGUGCUGAAAGUACGAACUGGAGGAAUCGAGAAACAUUCAGGAAUAUAAGGAAUUUUCCUGAUCAAGGAUCAUCAUAUUCCAAUUCCUCUGUGAUGUACCCAUCAUCACCGCCUAGAGGAUAUUCAGAGAACUGUGCUGUAAAAGACUCUUCCCCUUACUACAGCCAUGCUUCAACAAAUUCUGCUUUUUCUUUAGGAGGUGGUUCUAGCUGGUCACAAGAAUCCAGUUACCAGAAAUCCAGAUAUCAGCAGUCACACUUCAGGACUAACUCAAGCUCAUGUGAUUACUCCUUUUCUAGGAGCAACUUGUACAGGGAUUAUCAGCCAAGUAGAGAGUCAGAACUAAACUUUGAUGGAGAUAGUUCCAGUCUUUCUCCCAACAUUGUGGAUAGAUCUGAAAGAGAAGACAUGCCUACAAUGACCAGUGUGUUUAAGCAGCUGACUCCAUAUUAUCCAGUACUUCAAAGUAAGAUAUUUGGCACUAGUAAAGUUCUGGUUUCCUACACAAGCAGAUCAGGGGAGUGGCACUAAAUAUUACUCUAAAGAAAUUGUCCUGAUCACUUGCUAUACCUGUGGUUGAGUGACUCUCAAUAAAAUGGGAAAAUACCUUACCUAAGGUAAACAGGAAGACUUGUACUGGGUCAGGUUGCCGUUGAUCAUGUAAAUUUCAUAAUCCAGCCAACAUACUCGGGGGUUCAGGGAGGCUGUAUCAUCAGGAUGGCUGCUAGAGCACCGAUGUCCUGACACUUAUUAAAAACAUGGAGUUGUACAAUCCUCUACACAGAAGAUGGUGAUAUUUGACAAUUCAAAUGUGUGAAAAAUACAUAAAGGAGUAAUAGGAUUUAAAAGAAUCUGUACUACUAAAAAUGAAAAAAUGGAAGUUGCUGUUUUGAGAUUCUUUUGAUAAAUGUACAAUAUUUGAAUUGGUAUUUUUCAUAGGCAAAAGUGUGUGUAUAUCUUGGAGUGUUUUAAGUAGCAGAAAAAUAUUCUUUCAUGAAACGCUUUCCUAAAAUAAUUUCAAGAAUAACUGAAUGCACAUCACUAUUGUAUCAGCAUUGUUUUGAUUAUAGCGCAAACAAUUUGACUCUGCUAAAAUUAGCUGUUACUUUAAAGCUUCAAUUUUUAACAUGCUUUCAGUUAUAAACUUGUGUAAAAUUAACAGAAAAUGAGCUAAUGACCUAAGUUGUUUUUUUUCCCCUCCCUCACUAGAAAUCAAUAUUGAAACCUUAGUCAAUAUGCUGGUUGAAACUAGAAACAUAAAUUAAGAAGAUACCACAGUAGCUGAUUUGGAAAGAUGAAAAGAGCAUUCAGGAUUCUUCAUAUCUGAGGCUUUUUUAUUUUGUCUUUGUUCAGUUUAAAAAAAAAAUUUUAAUUCCAAAUUUCUUUCCCCCCCCCCAUUUUGGUUGAAGGGGGACAGGGUUUAAGUUAGCAGUAUAUUUAAAAGCAGCUGGAACACAAAAAUAUUGUGAUUUAGCAGAGGUAAGUACAGCAUUACUUUCUUUUUUACUUUCCCUGAAAGAGCUGUUCAUUAGUCUCUGCACACAAUCUAUCAGCCUCGUCAAAAAAGACCUUUGUACGUUAUCUAUUUAAGAAAAGCAUUUACCAAAAAUAGAGAACUGGUGCAUGGAAAUAUUGAAGUUUUUCUCUUUUCCUUCACUUACAAGUUGAAGACCAUAUUUUCUAAUUUAAAGCCAUUUAUAGUAAUACAUCCAUUCCUAAAAAUAUUUUUAAUUGCUCUUUGGAACAUGAUGGAUGGUCUCCAGCAAAAAAGCAAACUUUUACCUGUUGAGGACUUUAAAUGGACUAUUAAAUUUAAGAAAAUGUAGACCUUUCCUAGUUGUGCAGGGGAAAUUAAAAUGUACUUGAACGAUUCUCUCUCUAAAGAGUAAAAAGACACAAAUAAGGAAACAUGCAGAAUUAAAUUCAUCAGAAUGAAGUAAGUUGUUUUAGGCCUCAUGCUAAUUCAAACCCAUCUCAGUAAGAAAUGGGAGUCUUGAGACCAUUAGUGGUCCAUACCAGCAUAAAAAUUCAUUUGUUCAUUCUUAAAACCAAAAAUUGGAACUUUCAGGGAAUCAGACUUACUCAUUGUAAAAGAUAGAGAAGGCACACUCUUCCUUUUGCUCAUAAGCUGCUGAAUUCUUACUGACUUCAUGUGGAAUUAUGAAUGCCUAACCCCUUUAAAACUCAAAGCUUUAGAUGCCAGUGCUAAAAAUUGAGAGGAUGGUAUAUAGACUACCAUAAAAUUAGCUUUAAGAGGCAAGGGCUUAUUACAGCUGUCCAUCUUUGUGUGUUGCCUCUUGGCAAAAUCAUACUGUGUCCAUAACCAACCAAGUAAACUUCUUGGAGGUAUUUUUUUUUUCUGGGGCUGUCAGCUUUACCAUAUACUUCCAUGAAAGAUCACAUUACAGUCUCUUAACCUUUAGUAUGGUAUUCAAGAACUUUGUCUGGUGUGUGUGCGCGUCUUAGCAUACUUUUGUGUGUAUGUAAACUUCUCUCUCAGAUGUUCCUCCAGGAAACUUUGUUUGUAGGAAAACUACUCUGGUAUCUUACUUUCCCCUUAUUUUGUAAUUGCAGAACUUUGUGUUGCCUUAAUAGUUUGGGGUAAGUGGUUAUGCCAGAUACCUGUACAAAGAAGUGUACAGAAAAAUAACUUUAAGGAAAAUCAUCCUUAUUUUGGCUAUCACUGUGGAACUAAUGGCUUAUCUGCAAGUGGAUUGGUAAAAAUAAUUUCAGUAGGUUUUCAGUGUUAGUACCACCACGCUUGUUCACAAAAAGUGUCAAGUAACUGAAAUUCCAAAUUUGUAGAGAAAAUAAAAAUUUCUCAAGAAAAGAAUUCUUAUUUUUUUCAGUCUUCCAUGGUUGUGGGUUUUUUUUCCUGCGCUAGUUAAAACAAGAGGCUGGCAUCCUUUGUUCCUCUUAGCCCCCUUGAAUCUGCUCCUAGACUACUAAUGAUGUAGUGUCACUUCAGAGAUAAGUGACGUGGCAGAUUUUGUCUGGUCCUUUUGGAUCAGCUCUGUCAGUGAAAACUAUAGGCAGGAAGCAAAAAACAGCAGUAGAGAACUAGAACUACUAGGGGAAAACAGUAGCCACAGGCAGAAGAGAUUUUAUAAAUUGAA